Molecule: messenger RNA, 3326 nt
Organism: Bursaphelenchus okinawaensis
Lineage: Eukaryota; Metazoa; Nematoda; Chromadorea; Rhabditida; Aphelenchoididae
Source: the annotation of a GenBank genome assembly
AUGACCAGACGGCUCUGCUUGACCUUCCUCCUACUUGGCACGGCGAUCAACGCCCAAGACAAGGCGUUCCGCAGCCCUCCCCAACUCCCACCCAACUUCCACCGUUCUCAAUCGAUCUCAAACCAACAACCUCAAGCCAUCGUACCGCAACAAGGACAAUUCGUACCAUUCCCAUCUGCACCACAACCCAACUUUGUACCAUCCGGCCACUUUGUCCCAACCGGCAUCACACCAGGACAAGCCCAAUUCGUCCCACCUCAAUUCAUUCCUCAAGGACAACAACAAGUUCAAGUUCAAAGGCAAUUCCUGCCAAAACCAGCCCAACCAUUACAAGAACCAGUAGAAUCAAAGCCUGCAGCCGCUUCUCAAGGCACUCCAGAACCUCAAGGUCUUCAGACCACAACUUCAGCUGCCCCAGAAACCCCAGUCACUCCAUCGAUUCCAGUUGACAAGAAUGUUGACUUAGAUGGAGAUGGUGUGUUGAGUUUGGCUGAAGUACAAUAUGCUGCUUUUGUUCAUCAUGGUCUAUCUUCGAGCGUUGUAGAGACCUUGUUCAAUCAGGUGGAUAAGAACAAGGAUGGAUAUUUGAAUGGCAAUGAGUUUACCGACAUUAGACCAUUGGUCUUGGCCAAGAGUGAGAAUGCCGCUUUGAGAUAUCUUCAGGUAAGAAGAGUAGAAUCGUUCACAUUUAUAGGCCAUGUAUAAUAUAUUACAAUAAAAAAACUUUUUUUAAAUUUCAAAAUUUUAAAUUUUAAAAUUUGGCUAAAAAACCAUUUUCAAUUAAAAAAUUAUAAAAAUCCAUAUUUGCAGAACGUCGACACCGACCGUAACGGUCUUCUCAGUCUUUCUGAAGCCCAAGCUUACAUUCUAAAAGAAUAUGGUAUCAGUAACCGUGAUGUAGAGAGAAUCUGGAAGCUUGUUGUACCUACAACUACUGAUGAGAUGGACGCCGUCCUCUUCGCCAAGCUCCGCCGAAGAGUCCGCGGAAUGAGCAUCAGAUUGGCCAGGCAAAUCAUGAAAGUGAGACACUAUUUUUUAUAUUUUGAUGUGAUGUAUACACAGUAGCAAUCUAGAACUUUAGUAAUUCAGUUUACCGCCUUUCCUAACAGCCUAAAACUUUCAGACCGCCGACGUCAACGAAGACGGCCAUAUUGACCUAAAAGAGGCCCAGAUGGUAGCCUUCGAACAAGAAGGCAUUGGCAGCGGUGAUGUUAUUGAAAUGCUCGCUAGUGUUGAUGAUAACAACGACGGAGAACUGAAUGCUCCAGAAUUCGCUGACUUUGAAAGAAUCGUCCGUGCUCGUGCAGUCGAUACUGCCAAGAAAGCCUUGAAAGUCGUGGAUUCAGACCGUAGCGGCGCUUUGACCAUCGAUGAAGCCAAGAAGAUCGCCUUCGACCACUACGGCUUCGACGAACGCACUUUGGAGCCAUUCUUCGCUCAAGCCGAUGAGAAUGAAGAUGGUGAACUUGAUGCUGUCGAGUUUGCUGGGUUCAGAAGUGUGAUUCGGAACAGAGCUGUGAAGAAUGCUCAAGCUGUGUUCGCUGAGUACGAUAAUAAUGGAGAUGGAGUUAUUAGCGGAAUUGAGGCUGAGGAGAAGACGAGAAGAGAGGAUGAUUUAGAUGCUAAAGAGACAUUGGGAUUGUUCAAUGUUGCUGAUCAAGACCGUAGCAACUACUUGGACAGAGUUGAGUUGGCUGACUUCGUAAGACUAGUGAGAUUGAGUGCUAUCAAGUACAUCAACGACCAUAUUAGAGUAAGUUAUUUUUCGUCAACUCAUAAACUACUUCUUUUCCGCCUCCCGCCUUAUUUAUCAUCCAUGUUAUCAUCCCUAUUUAUCAUCAAUAUUACCUUCCCCUACCUCAUCUAUCAUCCCUGUAACAACCCCACCUGAUUUAUGAUACCUGUUACAGCAAAUCUUCACCACAACUCGCAGUUGUUUUUACUCUUCAAUUUCCAGGAUUUCGAUACGAACCGCGAUAAACAGGUCACUGUUGAUGAAUUGGAGUCGAUCAUCGAAGACAAAUACCGAGUGGAGCCCGCCGUGACACGCCACAUCUUCGAGAAGGUCGACGUGGACGGCUCCAUGGAUUUGAGUGCGGGCGAGAUCGUUGACUUUAGGCACGAAAUCCGCAAGUACGUCAGCGACCGGAACGCUCGCCAAGAGUUGAACGAACAAAACAAAAUGGAGCUUGCUGAGAUCGAGGCCAAUUUGAAGGGUGAGCCGGCGCCACAACGCGAGCUCAGCCGCAUCGAAAUAAAGCCUGAGACUGCGGAGGUAAAUAAGUUGACAAAAAAUGACAAUGACAUAAUGAAGAGUAGUUAUGAGUGAUCAAAAUAGCACAUUUAACACCAAGUUUUUUCAAUUAUCAUCACUUAGAAACAGUAUUACCUACAUAAAAACAAAAGUUUUUCCAAUUUUUUUUACAAGAACAACUUUAAAACACCAUUAGUUAGAUCAAUUUAAAAAGUAUCGCGACCAUAAAACCAUAAAAAUUAAUACAAAGAUCUCUUUCAGGACCCAGUACCACUAGAAGUAUCACAAGAUCAACCAAAAUCAGAGCCAGAAUCAACCGAAACCACACCAAAACCCUCACCAAUCAUUGACUCUGACGGCAAGCUCUCUGAAUCAGAAUCUGCACAAUCUGAAACUGAAUCAGAAUCCUCAAACAAAGCGGUAGAAUCUCCAGAAGCCUCAAAGCCACCAGUUGACAGUGACAAGUCAUCUGACGAUGAGAAAUCAGCAGCUAGAGAAGAGAAAUCAGCUACUGAGGAAAAAGCAAUGGCUACAGACGAAAAGAAGCCAGAAGGCAAAGAAGAAGUUGAAUAUGAAUUAGUAGAAGAAGUUGUUGAUGAAGAAACACCAGCUCCUACUACUACUACUACUACUACGACUACUACGACAACCACUACUACCACAACAACCACUGCUGCACCCACGACCACGACGCCUGCUCCAACGUCGCCAUCAGGUCCAGUGAAAAGAACUAGAAUCGUCAAGGUCAGAAGGCCGAAAACUACCACUACGACCACUGCUGCUCCAGGUAAGACUAGGGUUUUGGGUAUAUCUUGUUUUUUGUCAUCUACAUUAUUGUAGCUCCAAAAAACAUUUAAAAAUGCUUAUUUUAAGCAAUUUGAAAGUUUAAAAAUUGAAAAUUCUAUAAAAUUUCUGACCAGUCCAUGCUCAAGACAUUCCCAGCUAUAUUCACCAUCCACUCAACUAAAUAACCCUCCCAAGUACAAUUCAAAUUCAGUUAUUUUUUCUUUCAGAAGAAGAGAUUGUGGAAGAAGUAGUAGUCGAGGAAGAAGAGCCAGCUCCAAGCCAUUAG